AUGUUUAAAUCUAUGAAGUACCAAGAUCCACAAGCACCAACACAGCCUCAACCACCUUCUCUUCCAAUCAAGUUCCUAACUCCGGAAGGUUGUAUAUCAUCAACUAAACUAAGACAAUUUUUACGUCUAUCGAGAGCAACCACUGAUGAUACAAUACGUCCUCAUUUAAAUGAAUUAAAUAAACAACAAUGUAAUGAAUAUUUCAACUCGGUUAUAGCACCUGCAUGGCAACAAAGACAACAAGUCAUAUCUUAUUGUCAAGAUUAUUCUCAACAAUUACGAAAUCAAACUCAAGAAGAUAAAGAAGAAAUAGCUGAUCCUUCAUUGACACCUCAAGAAUUGGCAGAAAAGUUUGAUUUAAGAACUGAUCCAUAUGCAUUCAAGACUCAUCAGAGGAAAUUGGAACAACAAUAUGCUCAAUGUGAUUUAUUGGAUAAUUGGACAAGAAAUGAACAAACAGUUGAAACUAUUAUAAGAGAACAAACUAUUGGGGUCCUAAAUGAUAAAUGUAGUUAUCAAGAUUGGAUGAAAAUGUUUAAAGAUAUUACUCGAAGUUUCUAA
Messenger RNA from Hemisphaericaspora subhashii, 561 nucleotides. RefSeq lists its product as uncharacterized. Bases 1 to 561 code for a protein of 186 amino acids. Lineage: Eukaryota; Fungi; Ascomycota; Pichiomycetes; Serinales; Debaryomycetaceae. The transcript has a single exon. Gene Ontology annotation, cellular component: mitochondrial intermembrane space; mitochondrion. The record is from RefSeq and is a predicted model, not a curated record.